Entelurus aequoreus (snake pipefish) is the source of this 1007-nucleotide messenger RNA. RefSeq lists its product as uncharacterized. The record is from RefSeq and is a predicted model, not a curated record. The transcript is spliced from 5 exons. NCBI's taxonomy places the organism in Eukaryota, Metazoa, Chordata, Actinopteri, Syngnathiformes, Syngnathidae. Bases 1 to 675 code for a protein of 224 amino acids.
AUGGACCCUUACAGCAGAGCUGCAGAAGAGAAUUCAGAGCAUGGAGUUGCUACAGAAGACUCAUGGGUAUCUCCUACACCCAACAUGUCACAAACAAAGAAGUCCGGCAAAAAGAUCAGCCAGGCCAUCGGCCCACACGAUGACCUGCUCAACCCGGUCAUGAAGCGUAAACUUAGGUGGUAUACGGACACAUCGCUAGAUCCUCAGGCCUUGCAAAAACCAUCCUGCAAGGGACCGUACAAGGAGGUGGCGUCAGGGCGACUAGGAGGGGCACCAGAUCAGCCCCCGGAGACUGACGCCACACCCAUCAGUGUGUUGCUGCACUCCGGCUGCUGUUUGACCGAGCUGGUUUCUGUGGCGAUGGCAGCUUCAACAACUCCUCCCCCCAUGGUAGCCACCCUCCAUCCCGUCCCUGUGACCAAUCCAAUGAACGGUGUGACCAAGGACUACGGCAGCGUUGCAGCCUUGGUUGGAGGUGUCGUAGGUGCGACGCUGCUAAUCCUCAUCGGUGUGAUGGCCUUCCUGUGGUGGUGUCGGCCGGGACAGAAAGGCUCCUAUACCACCAACGAGAUGGUGGAUAAGGAUAACGGAGAUACUGACGAUGAUGACGAGUCCGUUUGCUCCGAUACUGCACUCAAACACAAUGUGCCUUCAGAGGAGGAAGAGGACGAGUAGAGGACUACAAUGUGAACUUUGGACAGAAAGUCGGUGGAUGUUUUUUUUAUUACGUCAUCAGUCUCCAAAAGUUACCCCGAAAUUCCCCAAUCCACCAAUUUGAUGAAUGCAACAGUUGCAGGAUCUCACAGUAGAAAUGUUUACUCUUGGCAAAGAGAAUUACCUUUUGUGAUUAAAUAUUUUCUCAAGGCAGUCAACUUUAAGAGCUAUCUUCCUUUGGACAUUGGGAACUGAAGGUUUUCAAACUUAAUAUAAACAGCAACAUCUUGUGGUCAACAUGGAGCACUGCAGCCUGUCUGCACGGAGUCAAUAUAUAUUCUCUACUGUGUGAA